This is a messenger RNA of Protopterus annectens (West African lungfish), 2264 nucleotides long. Its product is annotated as fizzy-related protein homolog. Gene Ontology annotation, molecular function: anaphase-promoting complex binding; protein binding; ubiquitin ligase activator activity. Gene Ontology annotation, cellular component: anaphase-promoting complex. The record is from RefSeq and is a predicted model, not a curated record. Gene Ontology annotation, biological process: positive regulation of anaphase-promoting complex-dependent catabolic process; anaphase-promoting complex-dependent catabolic process; positive regulation of ubiquitin protein ligase activity. NCBI's taxonomy places the organism in Eukaryota, Metazoa, Chordata, Ceratodontiformes, Protopteridae. The transcript is spliced from 15 exons. Bases 420 to 1898 code for a protein of 492 amino acids.
CUCCCAGAGUGCUGCUGCAAAUACAAGAUGAGGGAAUGAACUAACGCGCAGCAGCCAUAUUGAUCACACAAUGACAGUUACCUAGCUGUAAUCCCCUCCCCCAAAAUAAGACAUCUGGCGUACUCUUUUUGUACCCUACCUGCCUGCCCUAGCAACAGGUAACUGACCCAGUACCUACCACAGAUGAGCACUCUAACCAGCCGAUCGCACUACAAUAUUCUAACUUGGCAGCUGCUGACUUUCCAGAGAGCUGCACAUGAAGGAAGAAGGACCUUGCAAUCUGGAAAAAAAGAUCAGGAAUGUAGAUUAUACAAUGCUUUUACGGAGCAUAAAGGGUGAGAGCGGCUGACUGUGAUCUCAUUACCUUCAGCCUCCUGACUUCAGUAUAGUCUUCGUCACUUCAGCUGUACCGUACUGUCAUGGAUCAGGAUUAUCAACGGCGCUUACUCCGGCAGCUGAAUUUUCAAAAUCUUCCUACAACAGUGAAUGAGAACCAACCAAAUAAGUCUGUUGCUGCUGAGUCGUUGUCAAAUGCUCAGAAAUGUGGAGACAGAUUUAUUCCGAUGAGGGCAGGAUCUUGCUGGAGCAUUGAUUUCCACUCUGUUCACGAGAAUGGAAGGUCUCCCAGCCAAAACAGAAGAUCAAAAGAUGCAAGUUCAGAUAAUGGAAAAGAUGGGGUUGCAUAUGCUGCCUUGUUGAAGAAUGAGCUGCUGGGAGCAGGGAUUGAGAAGGUGACUGACCCGCAUACUGAAGACUGGAGCUUCCACUUUCCAAUACAAGAAAAACGACAUCUGUUCAAGUAUGCUGUAACAGGUGGUGGAAAAUUAAGCACAGAUGGUGGAAAUGACAUCUCUCCUUAUUCCCUUUCACCUGUCAGUAAUAAAAGCCACAAAUUGCUACGCUCCCCAAGAAAACCUACCAGGAAGAUUUCCAAAAUUCCAUUUAAAGUCCUAGAUGCUCCAGAACUGCAAGAUGAUUUCUAUCUGAACCUGGUGGACUGGUCAGCAUCUAAUGUCCUCAGUGUAGGGCUAGGUGCGUCUGUGUACCUGUGGAGUGCAUGCACAAGUCAGGUAACAAGGCUUUGUGACCUUUCUGUGGAUGGAGAUUCAGUGACCUCAGUCUGCUGGAAUGAAAGGGGUAACCUGGUAGCUGUUGGUACACACAAGGGCUUUGUGCAGAUUUGGGAUGCAGCAGCAGGGAAAAAAUUGGCAUGUCUUGAUGGCCAUUCGGCAAGAGUAGGUGCCUUGGCCUGGAAUACUGAUCAGCUGUCAUCUGGCAGUCGGGAUCGCCUCAUAUUCCAGCGUGACAUUCGAACUCCACCCUUGCAGUCAGAGAGAAGGCUACAGGGUCACAGACAGGAAGUAUGUGGACUGAAAUGGUCACCAGAUCACCAGCACUUAGCAUCAGGAGGGAAUGAUAAUAAGCUGUUUGUUUGGAAUACCUCAAGCAUGAGCCCAAUACAACAGUACACAGAGCACUUAGCUGCAGUAAAGGCCAUUGCAUGGUCCCCUCACCAACAUGGACUGCUGUCAUCUGGAGGUGGCACAGCUGAUCGCUGCAUCCGCUUCUGGAACACCCUGACUUGCCAACCUCUGCAGUGUGUGGACACAGGCUCACAAGUUUGCAAUUUGGCCUGGUCGAAACAUGCCAAUGAGCUGGUUAGCACUCAUGGCUACUCUCAGAAUCAGAUACUUGUUUGGAAGUACCCUUCAUUAUCACAAGUUGCCAAACUCACUGGACAUUCAUACAGAGUACUAUACUUGGCUAUUUCACCAGAUGGAGAAGCAAUUGUAACAGGAGCAGGAGAUGAGACUCUGAGGUUUUGGAAUGUCUUCAGUAAGACGCGUUCAACUAAGGAAUCGAAAUCCGUCCUCAACCUCUUCACCAGGAUACGGUAGGAUAGAAUGAUUCCAUCACACAGGAAAGCAGAAAUGUCAUUUUCGUUUCCUGAAAACCAGUGGAAGUGUCAUCAAAAACAUUGAAGACAGGUGGCAUACAACCAGUAAAUGAGAUCCAUCCUUGAAGAUGCUUUUAAUGCCAUGUUUGUUCCACUCAUUUGUUUUUCAUCCAGGGAGCUAGAUGAGUCAUGUACAAGGGUUACCUCAUGGACUGAAUGCCAUGUUUUUUAUCCGUUUCAUUUUUAAUUUAUGGAACAUUCAAUACAUUAAAAUUUUCUAAAAAAACACAUGACAUUGGGAGAGAAUAAGGCAAGUUGAUUGGCCUGUCUGGUAAGUUGGAAGAGGACCAGUAAACUGUUUUUGAUA